This is a messenger RNA of Girardinichthys multiradiatus, 4431 nucleotides long. It is a transcript of the gene lrit3a, whose product is annotated as info leucine-rich repeat, immunoglobulin-like and transmembrane domains 3a. The coding region runs from base 2051 to 3961 and encodes 636 amino acids. Lineage: Eukaryota; Metazoa; Chordata; Actinopteri; Cyprinodontiformes; Goodeidae. The record is from RefSeq and is a predicted model, not a curated record. The transcript is spliced from 4 exons. Gene Ontology annotation, molecular function: protein binding.
UUCACCACUAGAUGGCUCGCACUUGUCAGUUGCUACACAUAAAAACCAGAAAAUAAUUUUAAGAACAAUGGUUUUAGCAAUUACUGACACCUCUGGUAAGUAUGUGAUGCUUAAUAUCACACUGAGUAAAGUUUAUUUAAUAAAGUGGGUAAAAGAAUCCAAUGAUAUGAUUUGUUUUUAACCAAAUCUCUAAUUACACAAUUAGUGGCACCACUACCAAUCCCUUAUUGUAACUGAAGCAGGUUCAGGAUUUAUACUUUACUUUUUUAAACUCAUCAGGGUGUUUUUUAAUUUCUCUUCAUUGGUCUUCAAAAUGGGAAAGACAGAGGAACAUGCCAUUGAAGUCAGGCAAACGUGUGUAGAUUGUUGUCAGUCCAGAAAUUACACCAAAACAACUUAGUGUACAGUCAAAUCAAUAAUAAAACAUUUCCACCAUGCACACCGAGGAGGACGGUACUAGAGGUAACACAGAACCAAGGCAAACUUUUUGGUAUGGGAUUAUUCUACUGCAACAAAGGAUUAACUUAAUUUAGGGUUGCCACACAUCUUUACCAAGGGUACCAGAAACUGUGGAGGGUGUUAUGGCAUGUCCACAUGGUGCAGUGAGCUUUUAAAAAAAAGUUAAUAAGAAGAUGAAAUAAAAAGAAAAAGGUAACACUUGCAUCAUUCAUUAGCUGCUCAGUAUGUUCUUCUACUUAGACAUGAAGGAAUGCACAUGAUUUGUUUUCUCAUAAACAGGAGGCUCCAAAUGAGUAAAUACUACUUAUCCUUUACCCAGAAAGUUGAUAAAAACCAGAAGUCAUAAAAAGGAAUUUAUAUAAACGUUUUAAAUAAAGAAAACUGUAUUUCAAUUUUGUGAUAUUUUUAAAGCAUCCUUGCUAAGUAGCUCCAAAAUGUCUUUACUGCUAAUUAAAUUAAUAUAAAUGCAUUAACAAAUCAAGUUUUUGAUAGAGAAUGUUUGCUUUUGAGAAAGAAACCCAAAACAACAACAAAUCUAAUCUACCAAUUAUACAUAGUAAGCCUGAAUUAACCCUGAACAGCGACAUAUUUGUAGUCUCUUUGACCAUCUUCCAGAAUGCAUCUUCAAAACCAAACACAUAAAGAAGAUAGAGUAUAUAUUGUAAAUAAUAAAUAAAACAGUAACUGCAACAGAUCCUACAGCUUUUACCUGGAAUAAGCCCCUUAUGUACGGCAAAUGAGUCAACAAUGAGACAGUAAAUGAAGACCAGUGCCAAAUAAUGUGCUGCAUACAUGAAAGGGUUUGCACCACUCUGAACCCUUCAGCGAUGGGCAGGUUGAGUUUGGCUUUUCGCCUGAAACCACUGAGCCACUUCGCCAAGGUAAUAAAUCAUUUCCCAGAUUACAGUUUGCACUUUGGUGCCAGACCGAACUCCCCGCUCACUUCUUUCAUAUACAUUCCACUUAAACAAUACAUCUUCAUGCAAGACAUUCUUGAAAAAGAGAAAUGUCUAAUAGAUUUGAAGAACAAAAUAUCUUUUUUUCAGAAACAAUCUUUUUGGCACUAAGAAAUGUGAGGAAUAGGUCUUAGUUCAAAAACAGUUUUUGUGAGCAUUCAGAAGAAAAAUUUCAGUAGCUAGUCUAAAAACCAGAAACACAAACUAAGAGGUUGUUAACGAAGUGGAUUAAGAAAAGAGUGGCUGGCUCACGUGAAAGAAAACCUCAUUAAAGAGAUGUUUAAAGACAAGAUGGGACGGGAUGAACCACAGUGGAAAGCAGAUGUAAGAAUAAAGCGCCAUUUUGAGAAGAGCAGUGUCUCCUGUCGCUGAGCCUGAGUGACCCUGUCACACCUACCAAAUCCUUCACUAAUCCCCCUCCCACCCCCACCCUGUGGUCACUCUCACAGGUCACCUGUACUGAGCCUAGAUGCUCAGCCUGGGUGCCUCUGUCUCUUAUGGACUUUGAAAGGUCUUUAUUGUAUUUUCCUUUUCCAUACCUUUUCUAGUUAAUUCUUCUGGCUUUUAGUGAAUCCGGAUGUCUUUUUUCCUGAGAUCUCCUCAAUGUGAGCUUUUUGGGAGCAUUGGGUGACACCAUGCAUCGACUGCUCUGUCUGCAUGUAUUCCUAUGCUGUCUCAGUAUGGCUCUGCCCUUUUGUCCCUCGCAGUGUACCUGUGUCUUUCAUGGACGCAUUGACGGAACAGGAACCAGAUCCGUACUCUGUAAUGACCCGGACAUGUCGGACAUCCCUGUCAAUGUCCCUGUGGAUACUGUCAAACUCCGUGUAGAGAAAACCACAGUACGGCGAAUCCCAACCGAAGCUUUUUACUAUCUGGUGGAGCUGCGAUACCUCUGGAUUACCUACAAUUCCAUCACGUCAGUAGAUACAGGCAGUUUUUACAACCUGAAAGUGCUACACGAAUUGAGGCUGGAUGGAAAUAUGAUUUCAGUUUUCCCUUGGGAGUCCCUUAAGGAGAUGCCAAGGCUGAGGACUCUGGAUCUUCACAACAACAGACUUACUAGUGUUGCCCCUGAGGCCAUCCCUUACCUCCUCAACAUCACCUAUUUGGAUUUAUCCAGCAACAAACUAACUACCUUACCCUCUGACCUCAUGGAUAUCUGGCCACCUUUGAAUGGUGUGCCCAUCUCUUCUAAUGCCUCACAAAAAGUCGUGUUAGGCCUUCAAGACAAUCCCUGGUUCUGUGACUGUAAAAUCUCCAAGCUGAUGGAAAUUUCCAAAAUGGCUGACACACCAGUGAUUUUGAUGGAUUUAUUUUUGACCUGUGCUGCGCCAGAGAAUCUUGCAGGCGUCCUUUUUCAGCGUGCAGAGCUUGAGAAUUGCGUAAAACCAUCAGUGAUGACAUCUGCAACCAAGAUAACUUCAACUUUAGGCAGUAAUGUCCUCUUGCGAUGUGAUGCCUCAGGUUCUCCAACACCAGAUCUUUAUUGGACCAGGUCAGAUGGCUCUUCAGUCAACAACACAGUCCAGGAGUCACCCGGCGAAGGCAUUAAUUGGUCCAUCAUGAGCUUGCAUGGAGUAGAGUAUAAAGAUGCUGGGAACUACAGUUGCAAAGCAAAGAAUGUUGCUGGCACUGCAAAAGCCACCAUUUCUUUAACAGUGGCUGGUACCAUGAGCACCACCACACCUCCACUACGACCCAGCGCUGGAACUGGACCAAUCAGCCAAGGCACAGCACUCACUCCCCCAAAUGACAUUUCUAAAUCACAAGUCACUGCGCCAACUGUCCUUCCAGGAUCGCUUACAACACUUUCUGCUGGACAAAAGCCACCCAAACUAAUCUCUAGCAAUGGUUCUCAGAAAGGUCUGCUCAAGGAAACCAAACAGCAGCAGGAAAGUAAUGGGAAAAAAUUUGCAGCAGAUGAGAAGAGCAAGAAACGUGAUGACUCAAGAGCUGUGAAAGACCUGGAGAUUGUAGAGCAGACAGCUGACAGUGCAGUGUUGCUCUGGACUGCAGGUGGAUUACUAAAUGAUGCCCCACUUACUGUUGUGUAUUCACCAUAUGGGGAGGAUGACAGUAAAAGGACGAUGGAGUCCAAAGCUGGAAGUGGAAAAGUGCUCCUUGAUGGACUGUCACCUGGAAUGAGGUACUCAGUUUGUCUUGUAGCUAAAGUUAGUGCUGCUGGAAAAGAUCCUUGUAUUGACUUUUACACAGAAGACAGUGAGCAGAGCAAACUUUUCUUUAUCAUAAGUGGUAUCGCCUGCGUUCUGGUUUUGCCUCUAAUUGCUCUGCUCGUCUAUAAGAUUCUUGCUCUUUACUGCAACGGACGCAACGCACAUUCAGAUGAAAAUGAGCUAGAAAAUGAGAGCUAUGUCAAAUUUGAGACAAUCUCAAUGAAACAAAGAAUUUUGACCUCACAUCCAACUGAACUCUGGGCAAGAAGACCAACGAAUGAAUCUGAGCGACUGUUGCUGUGCUCCCGGUCAAGUAUUGACUCUCAGAUGACCUACAAGAGUGAUGGUUCUCGGUCUGAGUAUCUCUGUUGAGGUCCAAAUCCAUUGCCAAUGCACUAAUACCAUGCUAAUACAUAUGCCUUUCAUAACUCUGAGGAAAAAUUAUGAAAUCAAAUAUAAGUGUUUAUGACUGUGUUUUAUGUUUUAUUAAUGGGCUAUAAAAAAAUGAAGGUGAUAUACUGAGAGAAUUACUCCUUUCUAUGAUGAUUUAAAAGAAAAGUGUUAACGGGUAAAGCUCUGUGGAUGGACCUCUCUUGUCCUGUUUCUGAGCCUUAUACUUUAUGCAGAAUUAAUUCAUUUAUCAGGGAAUGGUGUUUGAUGUUGUCCUUAAUGCCAAAACUGUUAAGUCUGAAUAUGACGGUGAUCUCAGGGAAGACCCAUAAUAUUCUCCACUUCAACCUAAACAUCAUAGUUGCUGUAAGAAUCCAGCUAAUUGUUGCCUUACUAAACACAAAGUACAAUACUGUUUGUCUGUUUGCGUUUGAUAGAAUAAAACAUGAGAA